This is a messenger RNA of Tarenaya hassleriana, 2332 nucleotides long. Its product is annotated as probable galacturonosyltransferase 4. Lineage: Eukaryota; Viridiplantae; Streptophyta; Magnoliopsida; Brassicales; Cleomaceae. Gene Ontology annotation, molecular function: polygalacturonate 4-alpha-galacturonosyltransferase activity. The transcript has 9 exons. The record is from RefSeq and is a predicted model, not a curated record. Bases 163 to 2112 code for a protein of 649 amino acids.
AUUUCCUCUUUAUUAUUUUUUUUUUAUGAGAGAGGAGUGUUUUCCUCUGUGUUAAUUCUUUCCAUCAUCAUCGUCGUCGUCAUCAUCAUCCAGUGAAUCACAGUCGAUAGAGGGGAGGGGAAGGAUAAUGCUUUGUGCUUUGGCUCCAUUUGGGCGGCAACAAUGGUGAAACUUCGCAGUCUGGUUCUCGGUCUACUUCUGCUGACGGUCGCUGCUCCUCUCCUCUUCUACACGGACAACGCCUCCACCUUCAAGACUCCUUCUUCUAGGCGUGAUUUUCUCGAGGAUGUCACCGCUCUUACAUUCAAUUCCGACGCCGUUCGUUUGAAUCUGCUUCCUCAGGAAACACCGACAACCAUUAGAGGGCCCGUAGGUGUAGUUUAUUCUAAAAAAUCUGAGGAUUCCUUAAAUGGGUUUGCUAGUUCUUCCCUGUCACAAGAUUUACCCUUGUCUGAAACGAGAGAACACGUAUCUGCUCGAGUUCUUUCCACCACCGGCGUUGAUGAUCAGUCUCAAACUGAAAAUCCCAUCAGACAGGUGACUGAUGCAGCCGCUGGAAUUGAUAAGAAUGACGGUCAAGACCACCGCCGCAGUUCAAAUGGCAGUUCAAAUGGCGAUUUUCAUAAUAUGCAAACACAACAGAGGCUGUUGUCCAGGAAAACAUCUGGCAAGGUCGAGGAUAAUGACCCAAAAAAUGUUGGACCUGAAAAACCGAGAGGAAAUUUCGUGGCGCCUGAUGCUAGUGUAAGACAUCUUAAAGAUCAGCUGAUUAGGGCAAAGGUCUAUCUGUCUCUUCCAGCCGCAAAAGCUAAUCCUCAUUUUGUGAGAGAACUCCGGCUCCGUAUUAAAGAAGUUCAACGUACAGUUGGGGAUGCAUCCAAGGAUUCAGAUCUGCCAAAGAAUGCUAACGAGAAACUGAGAGCAAUGGAACAAACAUUGGCCAAAGGCAAGCAGAUUCAGGAUGACUGUGCUGCUGUGGUAAAGAAACUACGUGCAAUGCUUCACUCAACGGAGGAACAGUUACGGGUGCACAAGAAACAAACCAUGUUCUUGACGCAGUUGACUGCUAAAACGAUUCCUAAGGGCCUUCAUUGCCUUCCUCUACGCCUCACUGCUGAGUACUAUGCUUUGAAUUCCUCUCAGCAACAAUUCCCUGAUCAAGAAAAAUUAGAAGAUCCUCGGUUGUAUCACUAUGCACUUUUCUCUGAUAACAUCUUGGCAGCUGCUGUUGUUGUGAACUCUACUAUAACUAAUGCAAAGCAUCCCUCGAAGCAUGUCUUCCAUAUUGUCACUGACAGGCUCAAUUAUGCGGCAAUGAGGAUGUGGUUCCUAGCCAAUUCGCCAGGCAACGCGACCAUUCAGGUCCAGAAUGUCGAGGAAUUUACGUGGCUGAAUUCAAGCUACAGUCCUGUUCUCAGGCAGCUCGGUUCCCAAUCCAUGAUAGAUUAUUACUUCAGGUCACACCAUGGGAAUUCGGAUUCAAACUUGAAGUUCCGAAAUCCAAAAUACUUAUCCAUUCUGAAUCAUCUCCGCUUCUACCUUCCCGAGAUUUUUCCAAAGCUCAAUAAAGUACUCUUCUUAGACGAUGAUAUAGUUGUGCAGAAGGACCUCUCUGGUCUCUUUUCGCUUGAUCUGAAGGGUAACGUCAAUGGUGCUGUGGAGACUUGUGGACAAAGCUUUCAUCGCUUUGACCGUUAUCUUAACUUCUCGAACCCACUAAUCGCCGAGAAUUUUGACCCCCAUGCUUGUGGUUGGGCAUAUGGGAUGAAUAUCUUUGAUCUGGACGAGUGGAAGAGACAGAAUAUCACAGAGGUGUAUCACCGAUGGCAGAACCUGAAUCAAGACCGGAGUCUGUGGAAGCUAGGGACGUUGCCGCCUGGUCUCAUAACGUUUUGGAAACGCACACAUCCACUGGACCGGAAUUGGCACGUGCUGGGCCUUGGCUACAACCCCAGUGUCAACCCGAGGGAUAUCGGUCGGGCUGCUGUUAUACAUUACAACGGCAACCUUAAACCGUGGCUCGAGAUCGGCAUUACGAGGUACCGAGGCUACUGGUCGAAGUACGUGGAUUAUGAACACGAAUAUAUGAGGGAAUGCAACAUCAAUCCAUAGAGUUAAAAUCCCUUUUUCAGACAUAUAUUACCUGUCUUUGCUGAUAGAUCAAACGUUUUUUUGUUGUUGGUUGGUUGCGUUUGUGGAAGUGAAGAGUAAUUCUUUUGCUGUAUACAAUCUUGUUUUGGCGUUUGUAUAUCGUUGCGUUUGGACACCUGUGGGUGUUUUACCGUUGCUCGAGGGAUGGUUGUCUUUUUGCCCAAAUCCUUCUUUGUUGUUC